AUGAGCGAAUUUGACGAAUUUGACGAAGAUGAUGAAGAUGAUGAAGAUGAUGAAGAUGAUGAAGAUGAUGAAGAUGAUGAAGAUGAUGAAGAUGAUGAAGAUGAUGAAGAUGAUGAAGAUGAUGAAGAUGAUGAAGAUGAUGAAGAUGAUGAAGAUGAUGAAGAUGAUGAAGAUGAUGAAGUGAAUUUAACGAAAAGAUAUGAUCCAAUUUUGUUUUGUUUGGUGCAGUGGUCUUGUGAUCGGUGCGACGGUGGAUUCUGA
Molecule: messenger RNA, 261 nt
Organism: Penicillium subrubescens
Lineage: Eukaryota; Fungi; Ascomycota; Eurotiomycetes; Eurotiales; Aspergillaceae
Exons: 1
Coding region: 1-261 (86 amino acids)
Source: RefSeq, a predicted model, not a curated record